Molecule: messenger RNA, 1554 nt
Organism: Oldenlandia corymbosa var. corymbosa
Lineage: Eukaryota; Viridiplantae; Streptophyta; Magnoliopsida; Gentianales; Rubiaceae
Source: the annotation of a GenBank genome assembly
GAGUUUGUAUUGCAGGUGUUUUCUACAAGCCUUCCAUCAUGUCAGCAUCAAUUCUUCAUGCAAAUUGCCCCCAGUAAAAAAAUAAUUUUUUUUUUAAAAAAGUAGGAAAAUUCUGUGGUUUGACAGCAACCAGCAAAACCUGCCUGUUGGUUUCUUCUAUCUGGAGGGUUUUUGUAGGGGUUUUCCUCCGUUUCUUUCACUCUGUAUCCACCCUUUUUAUCUCUUCUGAAAUAGCCCUUUUUGUAUUCACUUGUGGGCACAUUGAUGUGAUGAUAUAUUGAGGUUAGGAUUAUAGGGGAAGGGAAAAGGGAAUUGUUUGCAAGGAAGAAGAAAAAAUGGGUUCUUUGAGAGAUGAAACAGCGAGGAAUUUCCAUGAGGUGGUGGAAGAAAAAGAGGAAGAAGAACCCAUAUUAAUGGAACAAUCUCAAAGGUUCUGUAUGUUCCCUAUUAAAUACCCACAGCUUUGGGAGAUGUACAAGAAGGCUAUAGCUAGUUUCUGGACAGCUGAGGAGGUAGAUCUCUCUCUUGAUGUGCAACAUUGGCAAACAUUGUCUCAGUCAGAGAAGCAUUUCAUUAGCCAUGUUCUGGCCUUUUUUGCUUCUUCAGAUGGCAUUGUCUUAGAAAAUUUGGCUGCUAGGUUCUUGAAAGAUGUCCAAAUCCCAGAGGCUCGUGCAUUUUAUGGUUUUCAAAUUGCCAUUGAAAAUAUACAUUCUGAGAUGUACAGCUUGCUGUUGGAAACUUAUAUCAAAGAUUCCAGGGAAAAGAAUAGAUUGUUCAAUGCUAUGGAAAAUGUUCCUUGUGUGGCCAAAAAGGCCAACUGGGCUUUGAAUUGGAUUCAGAGUUCCAACACGUUUGCUGAGAGACUUAUGGCCUUUGCAUGCGUUGAAGGAAUCUUUUUCUCUGGAAGCUUCUGUGCCAUUUUUUGGCUUAAAAAGAGGGGAUUGAUGCCUGGAUUGACAUUCUCGAAUGAGCUUAUAUCAAGGGAUGAGGGUCUGCACUGUGACUUCGCUUGCCUCUUGUACAGCUUGUUGAAGAAGCGAGUGUCUUGGCAAAAAGUUCAACAAAUUUUCCAUGAGGCAGUUGAAAUAGAGAUUGAGUUCGUCUGCGAUGCCCUUCCUUGUGCCUUGAUUGGUAUGAAUGCUACACUGAUGAGCCAAUACAUCAAGUUUGUAGCGGACCGGCUAUUGGUUGCUUUAGGUUACCAGAAAAUAUACAGCGUUGAUAACCCCUUUGAGUGGAUGGAGUUUAUCUCCCUUCAAGGGAAAACAAACUUCUUCGAAAGGAGGGUCGGUGAAUAUCAGAAGGCUUCUGUCAUGCCAAGCUUGCAAGAUACAAAUCCCAAGAACUUUGUAUUCAAGCUUGAUGAAGAUUUCUAGUCAUCAAGAACCUUAAGGCCUAAAACACUGGCAGUAGACUUUUACAAGAUUUCUUUUGUAAAAUAUCUGUUCAUAGUAAGUAUCACUACCGAUGCGAAGUGCAUUUGAUUGCCUCUACUACUCUAAAGUAAUGAAAUUUCGUUUUUAAGCUGUCUUUCAUAACGUUAACUCGAACCUG